Molecule: messenger RNA, 3878 nt
Organism: Etheostoma cragini (Arkansas darter)
Lineage: Eukaryota; Metazoa; Chordata; Actinopteri; Perciformes; Percidae
Gene: sardh
Product: sarcosine dehydrogenase
Exons: 22
Coding region: 190-2961 (923 amino acids)
Cellular component (GO): mitochondrion
Molecular function (GO): protein binding; oxidoreductase activity
Source: RefSeq, a predicted model, not a curated record
CACAUUUUACUUAACGGUUGUCAGUUGCUGCUACACAUAAGUAUUCGGCCAUUUUCGCGACGCAACUUUUGUUUCCACCUUUUUUAGAACUUGCAUCGAGUGCAUUUUCCGUGACAGUCUGCAAGAGGCGGAACCGAGUGUAAGUGUGCAUGCGGAAACCGAACUGUUCUCGUGCAACACAUUUUCUGCAUGCUGGAACUUGCAGGGGCCAUGGCCUUCCUUGGGAGCGCAGUUCAGCGGUUUGUGUCAGCAGUGCGGCCUCCUCUCUCUCCCUUGAGCCGGACAACCGCUUGGUCCUACAGCUCAGAGCCCACCAAGGAAAAAAGUGUUCCCUAUGAUAAGACACUCAAACAAGAGGAUGGAGCUUCCUCUGGACCCACUAAACCUUUGCCCAGGUCAGCGGAUGUGGUGGUGAUCGGAGGAGGCAGUUUGGGCUGUCAGACCAUCUACCACCUGGCUAAAAUGGGGAUGACCAACUUAGUUCUGCUGGAAAGAGACAGACUGACCGCUGGCACCACCUGGCACACUGCAGGCCUGCUGUGGCAGCUCCGUCCCAGUGAUGUUGAGGUAGAGCUCUUGGCCCACACCAGGAAUGUGAUAAGCAAAGACCUGGAGGAGGAGACGGGUCUUCACACAGGCUGGAUCCAGAAUGGAGGACUCUUCAUCGCCUCCAACAAGCAGAGGCUGGACGAGUACAAGCGCCUCAUGUCGCUGGGUAAAGUGUAUGGUAUCGAGUCCCAUGUCCUGUCACCUGCGGAAACCAAAGACCUCUAUCCCCUGAUGAACGUUGAUGAUCUGUAUGGAACCCUGUAUGUACCAAAAGACGGCACCAUGGACCCAGCAGGCACCUGUACCACCCUGACCAGAGCUGCUACCGCCAGGGGAGCCACGGUGAUUGAGAACUGCCCUGUGACUGGUAUCCAAGUGCGGACAGAUGACUUUGGUGUGAAGAGGGUGAAGGCAGUAGAAACCCCUCAUGGGAACGUUGAGACUCCUUGUGUGGUGAACUGUGCAGGCGUGUGGGCCACCAAGCUGGGGGAAAUGGCUGGAGUCAAGGUGCCUCUUAUCGCAAUGCAUCAUGCCUAUGUGGUGACCGAGAGAAUUGAAGGCAUACAGAACAUGCCAAAUGUCAGGGACCAUGAUGCAUCAGUGUACCUGCGCCUCCAAGGUGACGCCCUGUCUGUGGGGGGUUAUGAACAGAACCCCAUCUUCUGGGAUGAGGUGUCUGAUAAGUUUGCCUUUAGCCUGUUUGACUUGGACUGGGAUGUAUUCAUGCAACAUAUUGAAGGUGCAAUCAACAGAGUUCCUGUUCUGGAGGAAAUUGGCAUUAAGUCCACGGUCUGUGGACCAGAGUCAUUCACAGCUGACCACAAGCCACUGAUGGGAGAAGCCCCAGAGGUGAGAGGUUUCUACCUGGGAUGUGGCUUUAACAGUGCCGGCAUGAUGCUGGGAGGUGGAUGUGGCAGAGAGCUGGCUCACUGGAUCAUACACGGUCGUCCUGAAAAGGAUAUGUAUGGUUACGACAUCAGGCGUUUUCAUAACUCGCUGACAGACAACCCACGUUGGAUCAGAGAGAGGAGCCAUGAGUCGUAUGCUAAAAACUACUCUGUGGUGUUCCCCUUUGAUGAGCCGCUGGCCGGCCGAAACAUGAGGAAGGACCCUUUCCAUCAGGUGCUGAUGGAGCAGGGCUGUGUUUUCCAGGAGAGACAUGGCUGGGAAAGACCAGGCUGGUUCAACAAAGAUGGGCCCGCUCCUGUUAAAGACUACGAUUACUAUGGGGCUUAUGACAUUAAGAAGAAUGUGAACUACAAAUAUAACGCAUUACUGGGCAAAGAGUACACCUUUGACUUCCCUCCACAUCAUAACGUGAUCAAGAAUGAGUGCCUCACAUGUAGACAUGGUGUGGCAGUCUUUGACAUGUCGUACUUUGGAAAGUUCUAUCUUUCUGGACCAGAUGCCAAGAAGGCGGCUGAUUGGCUGUUCACUGCUGAUGUCAACAAGAACCCAGGCUCCACUGUGUAUACCUGCAUGCUGAAUAAGAGAGGAGGAGCAGAGGCUGACCUCACAGUGAGCAGACUGGAGCCUGGUGCUGCCAACCUGCCCCUGGCACCACAGUCUAAUGGUGAUGCAUACUACUUGGCCAUUGGAGGCGGUGUAGCAGAACACAACUGGAACCACAUCAGAACAGUUCUUCAGGACCAAGGCUUCCACUGCCAGCUGACAGACCACUCUGAGGACAUGGGGAUGAUUAGCAUCCAGGGACCAAAAAGUCGAGAGGUGCUUCAGGAGUUGUUGGACACAGACCUGAGCAAUGAAGCGUUCCCCUUCUCUACCCACAAGGUAGUCAACGCAGCAGGGCAUCAGGUGCGAGCUAUGCGUCUGUCAUUUGUCGGAGAGCUCGGCUGGGAGUUACACAUUCCCAAAGACUCUUGCCUUCCAGUCUACCAUGCUGUCAUGGCUGCUGGUGCAAAGCACGGCAUCAUCAACUCAGGCUACAGGGCCAUUGACUCACUCAGCAUAGAGAAAGGGUACAGACAUUGGCACGCUGACCUUCGGCCAGAUGACACACCCUUGGAGUCGGGGCUCGGCUUCACCUGCAAACUGAAGAGCUUGAUACCGUUCCAGGGCCGUGAUAGGCUGGAGAAACAGAAGAAGGAGGGGCUGAGGAGGCGUAUCGUCUGCUUUACCAUUGAUGAGAAAGUACCGAUGUUCGGUCUAGAGGCCGUUUUCCGUAACGGGACUCCUGUUGGUCACCUACGGCGUUCUGAAUAUGGCUUCUUUAUCGACAAAACUAUUGGAUAUGGAUAUAUCCGCAACCCUGCUGGAGGAGUGGUGAGUGCAGAUUUCAUAAAGAGCGGGGAGUUUACCCUGGAGAGGAUGGGAGUGACUUAUGCAGCCAAGGCCCACCUCAAAUCUCAAUUUGACCCCGAGAAUAAACGCAUCAAGGGCAUCUAUGCUUAAGAAGGACCCCAUGUGGAAACUGAAGAAUACACACUGGUCAGAGAAUGAGGCUGAGAGAGCAGCCCCUAGGAUUUCAACAUCAUUUUAUCAUAUCAUAAGCAGACAUAAUCCAUUGAUUUGGGAAGGAUUUUAAUUUGGGUUCCUUGUAUUUGAUUGGGUCACUCAAAGGUUGGCGUGGCUUGCCGCUGGCAGACAAUACAAAUUUAUAAAAGAAAUGUUUUGCAAUGAAAAAUAAAUUUAAAUAAAUUCAUGAAAACUACUGAAUUGGCAUGCUCAAACUACAGUACUCAUACCACAUGGAAACAGCUAGCUAGCAAAAACCAGCAGAAGGUGUUACCAAGUUACCAAAGUGUACUUUGCUUUAAGGCUACUAUCUACCAGUUAAUUUAAAUAUGAAUAAUAUAUUUAACCCAGUAAUGUUAUCAAAGCUUACAUGAAAGCAUGUAGUCCCUGAGCUCAGACACUGUAGCAACGUGGGCUGCACAUGUGAUGGGAGAAUGCACUGUGCAUGCAGAGAGUUGUAAUCGUACUUUUACUUUUAAUUCUCAAUUAAUGGGAUGCUAAUUAUUUGUACAUGUGAUGUUGAUGCUGUUGAAUGCAGUGAAAGGUUAUAAUUCGAUCAAAUGACCAUCCUGUUAACAUGCCAUAAGACCUAGUAUUAUUUUUUGGGUGUAAAAAAAAAAAAAGGUUCAAUAUUAAAAGUUAACAUUUUCAUAUUAACGUUCCAAAUAUUCCCUAGCUUUACACCCUUAGUAAAUUUUGUAAAUUCUGUAAAUCUUUCAACACUUUGCAAACCUAGGUGCAACUGAUUAUUUUACAUACAGGUGCAGCUGUUUUACUCUAAACCUCUCCGUGAAAAACUAUGCAUCUUUAACAUGACCAUUUUAUAUUAGAAUUUAAUAUAUAAGACUAUAUCU